Molecule: messenger RNA, 3273 nt
Organism: Styela clava
Lineage: Eukaryota; Metazoa; Chordata; Ascidiacea; Stolidobranchia; Styelidae
Source: RefSeq, a predicted model, not a curated record
UUCUCUUUCAAUUAUAACACGUGAUUUCACAAUACCUGCACGCAUGACUUCACUCAAGACGAUUGCUCGAGGCGGGAGGGUCUACUUAGCACAUCGCAUUUCGCUAGCCAUUCUGUAAACAGGCUUCCUCUCUUCCUUUGAAUAUUUUGGCGUCUGCCUAUCAUUACAAAUCAGAAGUCAAUCAUGAUGGACGAACAAAAUCAAGAUGCCAACUCGGCGCUCAUGGAACUUGAUAAAGGUCUUCGUGCUCAAAAAGUUGGCCAGCAAUGUGAAGCAAUUGUUCGAUUUCCUGGAUUAUUUGAGAGAUUUCCAUUCCCAAUUCUUAUCAACUCUGCAUUCUUGAAGCUGGCAGAUGUGUUUCGUGUUGGGAAUAAUUUUCUUCGUCUUUGUAUACUUCGAGUGUCUCAGCAAAGCAAUAAACAUCUUGAUAAAAUUCUUAACAUAACAGAAUUCAGAAGAAGAAUUUCAGUAGUUAUUCAUAGCAAUGAUCCAUAUGCAAGAGCAAUAACUUUAAGGAUGCUGGGCAGUAUUGCUUGUAUAAUAAGUGAUGAAAAAAGUGUUCACCACAGUAUAAGACAAGGUUUAGAUUCUCAUGAUCGUGUUGAGCAGGAAGCUGCAAUAUAUGCAACUAUUCAAUUUGCUUCACAUUCGGGGGAAUUUGCUACAAGUAUUUGCAAUAAGAUUGCAACAAUGUUACAGGGGCUGUCAACACCGCUUGAAAUUAAACUGAAGUUGAUUCCGGUUCUUCAGCAUAUGCAUUAUGAUGUCCAGGUUUCAUCAAAAUCAAGAGCUGUCUUGAAAGAUUUGUUGCCUGCCUAUCCUGCACAAGAUUUUGUUGUGACAACUUUAAACACAUUGACAAGCUUAUCAAUGCAUUCUUUAGUUGAUGUUCCAUCACAGGUUUCCCUGCUUUUGCAAUAUUUGAGAUGUGAUCCAAGAGAAGCGGUUAAAACUGUCACUCUACAAAAUUUGAAUAUGCUUGCUAAGUCUGGUCCACAUCUUUGGUCAAUAGAAGACACCAAUGAACUUUGCAAGGCUUAUUCAUUGUCAGCAAUGCAAUCGUCAUUAAAAGGAGCUAUACUUCAAGUACUUUGUACCUUGGCUAGUGGCAAUACAGUGUUACACUUGAAUCUUAGCGAUGGUAGCGAUCUUAUCAAUCUAUGUAGAAAAUGUUGUUACGACAGAGAUGUACGACAAGCAGCAUUAGCAAGUAGAUUACUAGCUAUGCUUGCAACUCAUGCUACACAAUCUGACCAAGGAUCAACUGCUUUACAAAGUGAAUUAUUACAAGAGUCAGCUGAUGCUGUAGAAUCAUUGUUGUUCAUUCUUGCUCCAUCUAGUGAUUAUUCUUCUAAAGAUAAAUCAACAUUAGAAAUAGUUCUUCCAGCAAUUAGUGAACUUUGUCAAGUUUGUGAUGCUGAAGUUGUUACAAGGUUGAUAGAAGUUGUUGUGAGCUUACUAACAUUGGAUUGCCAACCUGAUGGAGAUGUUGCUUCAAUGUUAUGUGAAAUACUGGCUUCAAUUGCUUCUAAGAGCAAAAAGCCAGAUCUUUUGAAGAAAUUUUCAUCAAAUCUGAUAGAACUUUUGUCAAAUGUUGUUGAAACUGUGGAUGAUAGUUCAGAACGAAGUUCUUCUAACUUACAGAAAGUUAUUACUCACAUAUGUACAUUGUUGUUCCUAUCAAAUCAAUCGUUCAAUGAAGCCGACCUAGGUGAAAGAAUUCUUGACAUUAUAACUGAUACUGAGUCUGCAGCAAAUAAAUGGACUUGGUACAGAGUCGCAAGACAAGCAUCUAGACUGGGUGAACAUAAUCUUGCCAGCAAACUGUUCCUCAAACUUUCUUCAGCUGUUGCAUCAGAACAAUAUUACUUUUGGUUGAGUGCUCUACACCAGUUUGAACUCGCUGAAUCUGGUUUACUCUCAGUUUCCUCAAAAACAAAGAAGGAUGCAACUUCUUUAUUUACUCCAACUGUUUUAUUCGAAGCUUCUCAGCAUUAUCAGCAAGGCUUGACUGCACUGAGUGCUGCAGUGAGUCCAGAUCAUCCUUUGCAUUUUCAAUCCAGAUUUGUAAAGUUACGAUGUGACACAUUACUUGCCUAUUCACAACUUUUGAUGACUUGCCAGCAAAUUCAUUUGUCACCACCACCUGCCAUUGCAGAUUCCAGCUCUGAUCAGUCAGGAAUGUCAUCAAAUAUAAAAGAUGAGAUUGUCGCUUCAAGAUGUGGAGUCUUAAGCAGUCAGUUGAAACAUUGUGCUGGAGAAUUUAUAGCAAUAGCAAACAGAUAUGGAGAUCUUCACUUAACAUCAUUUGAUGCUGAUCCAUCUACGCUUGCAAAUAUUGAUAUAUUGCAGCGUAGUUGUUCAGUAUUGUCACAUGCUAUAGAACUUCUUGCUAACUGUAGAGGACAAGAAACCACAUCGAUAAGAAGAGUUGGCUCUUUCAGUAAAGAUUUAUCAAUAGAAAGAGAUAAUUAUAAUACCACAGUUUUACUGGAGACAUUCGAUACAAUCAUGUCAAAAUUGGAUAAAGUAUUUCGUAGUUCUGCAUCUUCGUCUUCAUUCAGCAAUAUACACGCAGACUGCAUUCUUCAAUGUGCAUCUCUUUUGCUUUCAAUUCCAAUUUCUUAUCCAAGAUACUUUUAUCAGAGCUUACAAACAACUACAAUAAAGCUUGCUAUAUCACCAAGUCAGCGAUCGCCUAAUGAUCCGGUUACUGUUGAUGUGUGUGAGAGGUUAGCUCUCAAAAUUGAAGGUGUGAUAAGACAUGGUGGACCUGGUGGUACUACAUUGGGAGAAGCAGACAAAGCAACAAGCAAGAGUGGUUUUGGUAAUAAUGGAAAAGAAAAGCGUUGUGCAUUUCGACAUGUUUCUGAAAUCAAAUUAUCAGUAAGAACUAAUCAAGCACAACAAGGAAGGCAAGCAUCUAUGAAUGUCAAGCUCUCUGAUUCCGGAAAUUUUCUUGAAGAAACUGUGAAACCACACAAUGAUUAUUUCAGCACACAAUUUUUACUCUCUUUUCCUGCUUUGGGCAAUCAUAAUAUCAUUGUUGAAUCGAGUUUGAUAGACGAACAUGGAAUGUGUUGGAAGUGUGGACCAACUGAGUCAUUGACAGUACGAAGUUUGGAUGAUUCUAUAAGAGUUAAAAAUCUGAUUCAACAGAGUCAGGGAUCUCAUAAAUAGUCUUCAUCUAUUGUUGGAAAAACUAGCCUGUCUUUGCUAAACUAUUGUGUUGCGACAUCUUACGAUAUCUACUGCAAUAAACUAAUACAACAA